CUUUGUUAUUGUUAAUUGUACCCUGACAGCUUCUAUUCGGAGGACAGUUUUUGAAUCAUUGUAUCGAAAAUUGAAAAUAAAUAUUAUUUAUCAGCGAAUCAUUAACAUUUCGAAACGUUGUUAUUCAAUACAGCUGUUCCUUGUUUACCACGAAAAAAAAAAUUUUAAAAUAUGAGUGAUUCAAACGAUCGUUCGGCUGCAUCUGUCGCCGCGAAUGAAGAACGACCAGAUACGCCAGAACAGUCAGAUGCCGGAGAGGAAAAAAACCACCCUGAUGAGCAGGAACCUGUGAAAAUGGAGGAUGUCAUUACCAUCGAUCCUGAAACAACGGACGUUGACCUCAACCACGGACGUAUCGGUAAAAUUGAAAAUUUAGAGCCUCUUGUAAAAUUAGAAAGGUUGUACCUCCGGUGGAAUUUGAUCAAGAAAAUAGAGAAUCUAGACCAUCUAACAAACCUACAGGAAUUGGAAUUAUACGACAAUCAGAUUACAGAAUUGGAAAACUUGGAAAAUUUGACCAGUCUUGAAAUUCUUGAUGUCAGUUUUAAUCGCCUACACAAGAUAAAAAAUCUGGAUCAAUUGGUGCAACUUCGCAAGCUCUAUUUGUGCGCUAACAAAAUAACAAACAUUGAAAAUCUUGAUAGUUUGACUAAUUUGACUAUGCUGGAGUUAGGUGACAACCGAAUAAGAAAAAUUCAAAACCUUGACGCCUUGGUGAAUCUAACACAUCUCUAUUUGGGAAAGAAUAAAAUUUGCAAAAUUGAAAACUUGGAGAAGCUGGUCAAACUGGAGUGCCUUAGCUUGCAGAGCAAUCGGAUAGUUAAGCUUGAAAAUUUGGAAAAUUUGCGCAACCUUACCGAGUUGUACGUGUCGGAAAAUGGUAUUGAAAAAUUGGAAAAUCUUGAAAAUAACCUAUUGAUUGAAACGCUCGAUGUGGCAAAAAACCGUAUCAAGCUGAUAGAAAAUGUGGGUCAUCUUGAUAAUUUGGAGGAGUUUUGGUUGAACGACAACGGAGUGUCCGACUGGAAUUGUGUGAAUGUACUAGCUGAAAAUAAAAAGUUGGCCACAGUGUACUUAGAGCGCAACCCUAUAGCCUCGGAUGCAACCUACCGGAAUAAGUUGAAGCUCGCUGUUCCUUGGUUGAAGAAGAUUGAUGCUACUUUGUGCCGCUAAAUGUAAUGUUAUUAUAUGUAAAUUUCAAUGUAUUGCAUUCUGUAUAAAAAAAAAUCCAAAAAAAUUAAAGUGCAAAAGAAAAAUGAAAAAAAAAUCAA
Wyeomyia smithii (pitcher-plant mosquito) is the source of this 1271-nucleotide messenger RNA. RefSeq names its product protein phosphatase 1 regulatory subunit 7 (gene sds22). The record is from RefSeq and is a predicted model, not a curated record. Gene Ontology annotation, molecular function: protein binding. The transcript is spliced from 6 exons. The coding region runs from base 172 to 1173 and encodes 333 amino acids. Lineage: Eukaryota; Metazoa; Arthropoda; Insecta; Diptera; Culicidae.